CUGAGACGAGGGACGCGCCGACGACUACGGAGGAGCCAGCACCCCGCGAGGCCCCCGGUAGCUGCCAGGCGACCCAGACCCCACGGAUCUACACCUUCAGUGAGGGCGAGCUGGUGGAUCUUCUGAUCCGCUACGAGCACCUCACUGAGCAAGAAGAGGAGGCCAGGUUCGAGAGGAUCCCGCACGAGACAGCCCUCCCCCUAGUGAGGAGGACACUCCGUGAAGGGAAGCCGCUCCCUGCCUCCAUCUGCACGGCCCGCCCACUGGGCAACCCCCCACGCCACUUCGAUCAUAAGCAGGAGGUUGAGUGGGCGACGUAUGAGGAAGAAGACGUCUCGGAGGAGGAGGUCGACGUCGGAGGCGUGGACGAAGACCUCUUCCUGAAUGCAGACAGAGACCUCACCGACGAAGAGCUCGCAAGCUACUACGCCGGUGACCAGUGAAUAAUAUGACAUUUUCCCCUGUGUAUUUGUGAACAUUUGUAUCCUGUGUAACCUAUGUACUGUACAUCGGGCAGGCUGUUUAUUGAGAGCCUGCUUUGAUAACCGAUUAUUUUUGUAAUUUUCAUGUUUAUUUUUAUUAUUAUGUCUUAUGUAAAAGUUAUCAAUAAACUAUUAAAGCAAAUGGCAGCCCAACACUCACUCCACUGUUGAGCUACCCACCUGAACCAUGACUGGCCGCGGCAAGGGAGGCAAGGGACUCGGAAAGGGAGGCGCCAAGCGUCACCGCAAGGUUCUUCGGGACAACAUCCAGGGCAUCACCAAGCCGGCCAUCCGUCGUCUGGCGCGCCGUGGCGGUGUGAAGCGCAUCUCCGGGCUCAUCUACGAAGAGACCCGUGGUGUGCUCAAGGUGUUCCUGGAGAACGUCAUCAGGGAUGCCGUCACCUACACUGAGCACGCCAAGCGCAAGACCGUCACCGCCAUGGACGUGGUGUACGCCCUCAAACGCCAGGGCCGCACCCUGUACGGCUUCGGUGGUUAAUGCCGCUGCCUGAGCGAGCCCGACCUAAC
Molecule: messenger RNA, 1010 nt
Organism: Eriocheir sinensis (Chinese mitten crab)
Lineage: Eukaryota; Metazoa; Arthropoda; Malacostraca; Decapoda; Varunidae
Product: histone H4
Exons: 2
Coding region: 670-981 (103 amino acids)
Biological process (GO): nucleosome assembly
Cellular component (GO): nucleosome
Molecular function (GO): DNA binding; structural constituent of chromatin; protein heterodimerization activity
Source: RefSeq, a predicted model, not a curated record